AUGAUACUAGAAAAAGUCUUGUAUGCACCCGUUUUAAACAACUACCACCCCAACCGAGCGAUAGAAGCCUUACUGCACUGGAUACUAUAUGCCAUGUCUCUCUCGAACGAGGCCAUAAUUGCCAUUGUGGCACUAGGCCUCGCUCUCGUUCCUCUUCUCAUCAAGCUCUGGCGCUCCCACAAAGCGCGACGGCAGGCGAUGGCCGCCCGCCGCGCAUCGGCCGACACAGAGAUGCAACAUUUGACAGCCCACUUACGGGAGCCAGCGGUGUUAUCACCGUCCUGUUCAUCGCUGCACCGAUAUGUGGAAUACAAGCUCCACGAACAAAUUAAGUAUUUCCCGUAG
Akanthomyces muscarius is the source of this 345-nucleotide messenger RNA. RefSeq lists its product as uncharacterized. Bases 1 to 345 code for a protein of 114 amino acids. NCBI's taxonomy places the organism in Eukaryota, Fungi, Ascomycota, Sordariomycetes, Hypocreales, Cordycipitaceae. The transcript is spliced from 4 exons. The record is from RefSeq and is a predicted model, not a curated record.